UCAUGAGGCAUUUACUUCAGCUUCUCCAUGACCAGUGGGUUCAUGUACUUGUCCCUAUGGGCUUUGCCUUUGGAUGUUACCUACCUAGGAGGGAUGAUGAAAAGCUAACUGCCUUCUGGAAUAAGAGCAUGCUAUUUCAAAGAGAACUGAGGCCCAAUGAAGAAGUUACUUGGAAGUAAAGACUGGUUAAAU
This is a messenger RNA of Acomys russatus (golden spiny mouse), 192 nucleotides long. RefSeq names its product NADH dehydrogenase [ubiquinone] 1 beta subcomplex subunit 1-like. Lineage: Eukaryota; Metazoa; Chordata; Mammalia; Rodentia; Muridae. The transcript has a single exon. Bases 3 to 179 code for a protein of 58 amino acids. Gene Ontology annotation, cellular component: mitochondrion. The record is from RefSeq and is a predicted model, not a curated record.